Molecule: messenger RNA, 572 nt
Organism: Paramormyrops kingsleyae
Lineage: Eukaryota; Metazoa; Chordata; Actinopteri; Osteoglossiformes; Mormyridae
Product: gamma-crystallin M3-like
Biological process (GO): visual perception; lens development in camera-type eye
Molecular function (GO): structural constituent of eye lens
Source: RefSeq, a predicted model, not a curated record
UGUGGGCAGCGGCAGAGCGACUCGCCGGGGAUCUACCGAUCACCAUGGGCAGGAUCAUCUUCUACGAGGACAAGAACUUUCAGGGUCGCUCUUAUGAGUGCAACAGUGACUGCGUGGACCUCACCUCCCACCUGAGCCGCUGCUACUCCUGCAGGGUGGACAGUGGCUACUUCAUGGUCUAUGAACGGUCCAACUACGUGGGGAACCAGUACUUCCUGAGGAGGGGCGAGUACCCGGACUGUACCCGUGGGAUGGGAUUCAGCGACUUCAUCCGGUCAUGCCGUUUGAUCCCUCUGCACAGAGGACCCUUCAGAAUGAGGAUCUAUGAGUCUGAGCGUUUCGGAGGCCAGAUGGUGGAGCUAGCGGAUGACUGUGACUCCAUCACAGAGCGAUACCGCAUGUCAGACUGCCAGUCCUGCCAUGUGAUGGACGGGCACUGGCUGCUGUACGAGCAGCCUCAUUACAGGGGAAGGAUGAUGUACCUGAGACCUGGGGAGUACCAGACCUUCACAGACAUGGGCCUGGGCUCCGUCAACUUCACGUCCAUCAGGCGCAUUACAGACACCUGCUAA